Molecule: messenger RNA, 1635 nt
Organism: Daphnia pulex (common water flea)
Lineage: Eukaryota; Metazoa; Arthropoda; Branchiopoda; Diplostraca; Daphniidae
Gene: hgo
Product: homogentisate 1,2-dioxygenase-like
Exons: 8
Coding region: 129-1439 (436 amino acids)
Biological process (GO): L-phenylalanine catabolic process
Cellular component (GO): cytoplasm
Molecular function (GO): homogentisate 1,2-dioxygenase activity
Source: RefSeq, a predicted model, not a curated record
UGUAGUUACACCUGCUCUCUCCCAGUGUCUCAGAGACGGUCGGACGUCACAGAUAUAAAAAGCUCUUUCGAUUCCGGUAGAAUUGGUGUUUCAAAUCUGCUCUUCUUCUUGCCAUCGCCAGUCAAAAUAUGUGGGAAGACCUAAAGUAUCUGACGGGGUUCGGCAACGAGUUCGCCACUGAAGAUCCCAGAUGCCCAGCCUCGUUACCUGCUGGUCAAAAUACUCCCCAAGUUUGCCCUUACGGCCUCUAUGCUGAGCAGCUGUCAGGCUCAGCUUUCACUGCCCCGAGGGAAACGAAUCGUCGGACGUGGUUCUAUCGCAUCCGCCCGGCUGUUGUGCACCGACCGUUUCAACGCAUCGAUUCCUCCCAUUUGACUGUCGAUUUCUCGGCCCAUCCGCCCAAUCCCAAUCAGAUGCGAUGGAAGCCGUUCGACAUUCCGACUGAUGGCCAAGUCGAUUUCGUUCAAGGUUUGCGGACAGUGUGCGGAGCUGGCCAACCUGCCACUCGCAGUGGCUUGGCCGUCCACAUUUACACCUGUAACGUUGGCAUGGAAAACAAAUCGAUGCAAAACUCUGACGGAGAUUUUCUGAUUGUUCCGCAGCAAGGGACGUUGAGAAUCAAAACGGAAUUCGGCCGUUUGGUGGUUGCCCCGAAUGAAAUCUGCGUCAUCCAACAAGGAAUGCGCUUUAGCGUCGACGUCGAAGGACCCACGCGAGGUUACAUCCUUGAAGUCUACGACACUCAUUUCAUUUUACCUAAUUUGGGUCCUAUCGGUGCAAACGGGUUGGCCAAUCCCAGGGAUUUUAAGACGCCUAGCGCCUGGUUCGAAGAUCUGGACGUCGAGCACACUGUGGUCAACAAAUACGGCGGUCAUCUCUUCCAGGCUGUUCAGGAUCACAGUCCCUACGACGUGGUGGCUUGGCAUGGAAAUUACGCUCCUUAUAAAUACGAUCUGGCCGAUUUUAUGGUCAUCAACUCUGUCGCUUACGAUCACUGCGAUCCUUCGAUAUUUACCGUGUUGACUUGUCCGUCUGUUCGCCCUGGUGUGGCCAUUGCUGAUUUCGUCAUCUUCCCACCGAGGUGGGCGGUGACGGAGCGUACAUUCCGGCCACCUUACUAUCACCGUAAUUGCAUGAGCGAAUUUAUGGGUCUCAUUCAAGGGAAAUACGAGGCCAAGGAAGAAGGCUUCCAGCCCGGAGGGGCCACUUUGCAUUCCAUUAUGACUCCUCACGGACCAGACGCCGCUUGCUUCGAAGGUGCCUCCAAGGCAGAGCUGAAACCUGCACGAGUAGCCGAUGGUACCCAGUCGUUCAUGUUUGAAUCGUCGCUGAUGUUGGCCGUCACUGAAUGGGCUGAAGAAACUUGCUCGAAACUGGACAAAGCCUAUUACGAGUGCUGGCAACCGCUAAAGAAACACUUCCGGAUCGCCGAACCCUAAGACAAGAUCAUAACAUUGGACGUCAAAUCAUACGAGCUAUCGUGAAGAGUUGUUAUAGUCUAGUUUAGCAUUAGUAGAAUCACUUGGAAGGGUCCUAUUAUAUCAAAAUUACCUGUUUACUCCGCAAGCAAUGUACGAGAUCGCAUAUUAAAGUUAUUCUUAAAAGAAACUUUAUUAUUAAACAAUGUCCAAAUUA